UGUGCUGUUUUGUGGUCCACAAAAGGUGCCAUGAGUUUGUCACCUUCUCUUGCCCUGGAGCCGACAAAGGCCCCGACACAGAUGACCCCAGAAGCAAGCACAAGUUUAAGAUCCACUCGUACGGCAGUCCCACGUUCUGCGACCACUGUGGCUCCCUCCUCUAUGGACUCAUCCACCAGGGGAUGAAAUGCGACACCUGCGACAUGAACGUACACAAUCAGUGUGUGAUGAACGUGCCAAGCCUGUGUGGGACAGACCACACGGAGCGCAGAGGACGCAUCUUCCUCAAGAUCGACGUCAGCGGAGACAGGCUACAUGUCACAGUGGGGGAAGCCAGAAACCUGAUCCCCAUGGACCCUAACGGUCUGUCUGACCCCUACGUGAAGCUCAAGCUCAUCCCUGACCCCAAGAACGAGACCAAACAGAAGACCAGGACCAUACGCUCCUCACUCAACCCCACCUGGAAUGAGUCUUUCAGCUUUAAGUUAAAGGUAAUGGAUAAGGACCGUCGUCUGUCUAUAGAGGUGUGGGACUGGGACCGUACCACCAGGAACGACUUCAUGGGCUCAAUGUCGUUCGGUGUGUCUGAACUCAUCAAGUCCCCCGCCUGCGGCUGGUACAAGAUGCUGUGCCAGGAGGAAGGGGAGUACUACAACGUUCCCAUCCCUGAGAUCGACGACGUCAACAUGGAGCUCAGGCAUAAGUUUGAGAAAGCCAAGCUGGGCCAUGGGAAGAAAGUGAUUACGCCAGCGGACCACAGGCGGUUCAGCUCGGACCGCACCAUGCCCGGAAUGGACCGUGUCCGACUCAGUGACUUCAACUUUCUGGCUCUGCUGGGGAAGGGCAGCUUUGGCAAGGUGAUGCUGGCAGAGAUGAAGUCCACAGAGGAGCUGUACGCCGUCAAGAUCCUGAAGAAGGACGUGGUGAUCCAGGAUGAUGAUGUGGAGUGUACCAUGGUGGAGAAGAGAGUCCUGGCCCAGAGAGACAAACCACCGUUCCUCACUGCACUCCACUCCUGCUUUCAGACUGUGGAUCGUCUGUACUUUGUGAUGGAGUAUAUUAAUGGAGGGGACCUCAUGUACCACAUUCAGCGUGUGGGCAAGUUCAAGGAGCCACAGGCAGUGUUCUAUGCUGCAGAGAUCGCUGUGGGCCUGUUCUUCCUGCACAGAAAGGGUGUUGUAUACAGGGACCUCAAAUUGGACAACGUGAUGCUGGACUCUGAGGGCCACAUUAAGAUAGCAGACUUUGGCAUGUGUAAGGAGAACAUGUAUGAAGGCAUGGUCACACGCACUUUCUGUGGUACCCCCGACUAUAUCGCCCCAGAG
Messenger RNA from Oncorhynchus tshawytscha (Chinook salmon), 1325 nucleotides. RefSeq names its product protein kinase C alpha type-like. The record is from RefSeq and is a predicted model, not a curated record. Gene Ontology annotation, biological process: peptidyl-serine phosphorylation; intracellular signal transduction. Gene Ontology annotation, molecular function: diacylglycerol-dependent serine/threonine kinase activity; ATP binding; zinc ion binding. Lineage: Eukaryota; Metazoa; Chordata; Actinopteri; Salmoniformes; Salmonidae.